UAGGGGUGGGGGGAGUACGGUGGCCGCGGGGUAGCGACCGUAGGGCGGCCGGUCGCGGGUCCGCCAUGGGCAACCUGUUCGUCCGCAAGAAACAGAGCCGGGUCACGGAGCAAGACAAAGCCAUCUUGCAACUGAAGCAGCAGCGGGACAAGCUGAGGCAGUACCAGAAGAGGGUCACGCAGCAGCUGGAGCGUGAGCGGGCACUGGCGAGGCAGCUGCUGCGGGACGGCAGAAAGGAACGGGCCAAGCUGCUGCUUAAGAAGAAGCGGUACCGGGAGCAGCUCCUGGACCGGACAGAGAACCAGAUCAGCAGCCUGGAGGCCAUGGUUCAGAGCAUUGAGUUCACCCAGAUUGAGAUGAAGGUGAUGGAGGGGCUGCAGGUGGGGAACGAGUGUCUGAACAAGAUGCAUCAGGUGAUGUCCAUUGAGGAGGUGGAGAGGAUCCUGGACGAGACACAGGAGGCUGUGGAAUACCAGAGGCAAAUAGAUGAGCUGUUGGCUGGAAGCUUCACGCAGGAAGAUGAGGAUGCCAUCCUAGAGGAGCUGAAUGCAAUCACUCAGGAACAAAUAGAGCUCCCAGAGGUUCCUUCAGAGCCCCUUCCUGAGAUGCAUCCAGAAAAAGCCCCUGUCAAGGUCAAGACCAGGCAGGCAAACCUGGUGGCAGCCUUCUAACUCGGCCGCUUGCAGGACUUGAGGGACUCCCCAGUGACUGGCCCACAGAGAGUCGGUGUGGCGGCCAGCGUGGACUGCUGCAGGGCGGAGCUCCAGCUCACACGGGGCUCGUGCAUCGAGACGACUCAGAAACAGCUCUUACUGUUCAGUCUGAACGUGCUGGCGUGGCUGUCUCACUCUCGUUUCUGGAUUAAACGGCAACGUGCAAAUAAUCUUCAGCCCAGCCUGGCUCUUGGAGGCCAUGGUUUCCACAGUGGCCGCGGCAUGGACCUACUGCUCCUGGUGCUGUUCACUGCCGCCCUAGCCCCCAGUGGCAUGUGGUCCCCCAAGGGGAAAGUGCCAGCCAGCCUUGGGGUUCCUGUGCUUCUUUUUCACUUAGUUGUUACUCCCAUUAAGUGGUGAUGGGCUUCAGUUAAAGGGUCCCUGCCAUGCCUGGCAUCAGUUUCCCUGUAGGUUAGAGCCAGAACUCUUGGGAACUAGCAUUUGCUGACCCUCCCAGCACCUCUGCCAAGGCACCCAGACUCAAGCUUCUGCUGUUUGGAAGGUAUUUUGGAGAUGGGCCAGAGGCCACCCCUGCUGGGUCAGUAACCACAGGAGUCCUGACUGCACCCUGUCCCUGUGGGCCUGUGCACUGGGGCUUGACCCUGCUGAGAAAGGACAUCUGAAGGAAGAUCCAGCUCUAACAGGUGUGGCCCCAUGGUGUGCCCCUGGGAGUGCCACACCUCCUGUCCACCAGCUCCUGCGCCGACAACAGCCAGGGCAGGAGGCACAGAGCCCGGAAGCGACUCCUCGCGCAUGACAUUUGUUUUAUUGUCGGACAAUCUCACUGGUGUCUUGCUGACCUGUGAGCAGCACGAGAUCAGCAGCCCAGGAGAGCCCUAGGCACCUCCAGGGCAACCAGGAACAGGAGAGUCUCUUCCUUAUCCCAGACAGGUCGACCUGUGUAUUAAAGUUGGCCCUGCAUGGCCUGUGGCCUUGUGGA
Chinchilla lanigera (long-tailed chinchilla) is the source of this 1653-nucleotide messenger RNA. RefSeq names its product charged multivesicular body protein 6 (gene Chmp6). Gene Ontology annotation, biological process: vesicle budding from membrane; late endosome to vacuole transport via multivesicular body sorting pathway. The transcript is spliced from 8 exons. NCBI's taxonomy places the organism in Eukaryota, Metazoa, Chordata, Mammalia, Rodentia, Chinchillidae. The coding region runs from base 66 to 671 and encodes 201 amino acids. Gene Ontology annotation, cellular component: multivesicular body; ESCRT III complex. The record is from RefSeq and is a predicted model, not a curated record.